AUGAAGGUGUGGAAAGGCAUAAAGCUAACUUCCUGGAGAAGCUCGUCGGAUCCAGCGCCUGGACCCUUCUCUUUCCAAAUGGAUCCAACCCCAGGCAAGACGGACUUUUUGCUCCUAUAUAAUAACAAUAUUAGUUAUUUGAACAGCGGAGAGUGGGUUGGUAACCAAUUCACCAACAUGCCAGAGAUGUCUAAUAAGGACUCUUCUAAAAUUCUUAAGACCGCCUUUGUAAAGAUUUCUCCCACAAGGAUGUACUUCACGUUUGAUCAAAUAUCAUUAUUUGAUAGUUUCACUCAGCGUGUAGUCCUCGACAAGUCUGGAGAUCUAGCAGCAUACAAUCGAAUUAGUGGUAGCAGCUGGAAUCUUAUCUGGUCUAUACCUCGAGACCUCUGCCUUGUUUAUAAUCUAUGCGGGGCUUACGGAGCGUGCAACAGUAACAAUCUUCAAUUCUGCAGCUGUCUCGAAGGCUUCAAACCAAGAGACAAUCGCGCCUGCUGCAUGCCUGGAAAAUUGCUCCUGCAAAGCCUUCGAUCACACUAA
Molecule: messenger RNA, 540 nt
Organism: Cryptomeria japonica (Japanese cedar)
Lineage: Eukaryota; Viridiplantae; Streptophyta; Pinopsida; Cupressales; Cupressaceae
Product: G-type lectin S-receptor-like serine/threonine-protein kinase At2g19130
Exons: 2
Coding region: 1-540 (179 amino acids)
Biological process (GO): recognition of pollen
Source: RefSeq, a predicted model, not a curated record